Molecule: messenger RNA, 2041 nt
Organism: Brachypodium distachyon (stiff brome)
Lineage: Eukaryota; Viridiplantae; Streptophyta; Magnoliopsida; Poales; Poaceae
Product: protein phosphatase 2C 70
Exons: 13
Coding region: 63-1763 (566 amino acids)
Biological process (GO): protein dephosphorylation
Molecular function (GO): cation binding; protein binding; protein serine/threonine phosphatase activity
Source: RefSeq, a predicted model, not a curated record
GUCCACGCCUCCGCGGUCACCGCCACCGGCGUCCUACGCUCCCCCGAGCCCGUCCCAUAGGCAUGGCCAUUUCCCCCCUCGCCGUCAGCGGGGCCGCCGUCGCCACGCUCGCCGUCCUGGGCCUCGCCGUGUUCGCCUGCCGCCGGUGGAGGCGGGGUUCGGCCCCCGCGUCUCCGCCCCCCACUUCCUCUCAGGACGAUGAUAUGACCAGGCCUCUCAUGUCAGACAAUUCAGAUGACUACUCAGGCCCAAGCAAUAAUAUUCGUAGCAGUAAUGCCGGGGAAUCCAGAGUUUGGACAAAUAGGAGUAGCACUUCACCAAGAACUCAUGGCCUUGUUAGUCAAGGGAUGAUCUAUCCCACUGAACCUCAUCCUAUUGAAGGAGAAAUUCAUGUAAUUGAUGUUACAAAUGGUACAAUGGAAGAGCACAAUCUGGCAAGUACGCUGAAGCGUACAGCAGAAGUAAGUGGGAAAAUACCUGAGAUGAAGCACACAAGAAGGCGUUCCGGAGAGAACAAUAAUGGCGGAGUUCCUGUGAAGGAUAUUACGAUUGGAAGCCACCUAGCGUUGGAGGUCAUAGCUGGCCCAUCUCAUGGAAUAAACCGCUACCUGCAGUCGGGUAAUACUUCCAUGCUCUCAAUGACUCUUGGAAGGGUUCCUCAAAAUGAUUUGAUCCUAAAGGAUAAUGAGGUGUCAGGAAAGCAUGCAAGGAUUGACUGGAAUGCAAAUACACUCAAAUGGCAACUUGUGGAUAUGGGCAGUUUAAAUGGAACAUUCUUGAAUUCUCAGUCAAUUAACCAUCCUGAUGUUGGUUCUAGGCGUUGGGGUGAGCCUGCUGAACUUGCAGAUGGUGACAUUAUAACACUUGGGAGUUCAUCAAAAAUAUCUGUUCAAAUUUCAUUACAAAAUAAACAAGUGCCAGUUGGAGUUGGUAUGGCAUCUGAUCCAAUGAUAGCCCGUCGAACUGGAAAGAAACUUCCUAUGGAGGAUAUCAGCUGCUGCCAGUAUCCUCUUGCUGGCGUGAAACAGUUUGGGCUUUUCGGCAUUUUUGAUGGCCAUGGAGGGGAUGGGGCUGCAAAAGCUGCCAGCAGGAUUCUUCCAGAGAAUGUUGCAAACAUUUUGUCUCAACAGGACACGAUAGAAAGAGUUCUCACAUGUGGCAACGCUUCAGAUGUUCUUGAAUGCGCCUUUGCCUUGACGGAAGCUGCACUCGAUCAUCAGUAUGAGGGUUGUACAGCAACGGUCCUUCUUGUUUGGUUCGAUCAGAACAAAGAUUGCUUUGCCCAGUGCGCUAAUCUAGGCGACUCAGCAUGUAUUAUGAAUGUCGAUGGGAAACCUAUUGCAAUGACAGAGGAUCAUCGAGUAGUUAGUACAACAGAACGAGCGAGGAUAGCAAAAUCAGGACAUCCUCUGAGAGAUGGUGAAAGCCGUAUAUGUGGACUAAAUCUGUGCAGGAUGUUUGGAGAUAAGUUUCUGAAAGAGCAAGAUUCAAGGUUUAGCUCAGAACCAUAUGUGAGUCCAGUGGUUCGCAUCACAAAAUCGUGCUCAGCUUUUGCGCUUAUUGCUAGCGAUGGCCUAUGGGAUGUCAUUAGCGCGAAAAGGGCAGCACAGCUUGUCGUCGAGCAUAAGGAGAGGAACAAGGAUCACAAAACUUCAGCAGACAGAGUAGCAGAUCAUGUGUUGAGUGAAGCCAGGAAUUUGAGGACGAAGGACAACACAUCAGUGAUAUUUGUAGAUUUCGACCUUAUGAGAAUUGCUCCCUGAAUUGCCAAUUGAUUUGUCAAAAUCAAGCCUAGAAAUCGCCCCACUUGCGGCUUCAACCCCAUUUUUUUUUCUGUUCUCUUAUAUUUCAUUAGUUCAUACUCAGUUGCUAUCCAGUCUCUGUAUCGAAGUUUUUCUUGUCCGCAAGUACUUGGGGAGCCCUUGUGUGCGGCCGUUGCCUGUAAAUCGUGAGAGGGAUUUGUUAGCUAAAUGUUAAAUGAACUUUGCAUCCUGAGAUUAUAUGCAUGACCAGAGAAGAAGCUUUGGUAAGGCUCCCCAGA